AUGCCAGCCAAAGGGAAAUAUUUGUUGAACGACCAGGAGCUAAAGAAUGAGGCACUGUACCGCAAGUUCUCCUGCAUCAGCCAGUACCAGCCUCUGGUGCUCCUGCUGGGCCUUUCCAUGAUCUCCUGUGGUGUCCUCCUGGUCCUUUUCUUUGCCCUCGGACUGCGCGCUGAGGAGCACUGUGCCUUUGUGAGCAUGGUGAGCGGCGGUCUGUGCGUCUUCUUGGCGGUCUUCGUGCUGGUGUGCGCUGAAAUGCUUUCCCAACGUUGGCGCCGUCCGUUGGGCCUGCUCGUGUGGGCGACGCACCUCGCCAUGGGCUUCACGUUUAUCUUCAGCGGGCCUGUCGUCCUACCGUGGGACCAGGUGGCUUAUUUUCUGUUCAUCAUCUUCACCGUUUACACCAUGCUGCCGUUCCCUUUGUGGUAUGCGGUGGGGUUGAGUGUGGCCUCAUCGUUAUCCCACAUUAUGGCACUGACGCUGCGCCUCACCGUGUACAGUGACAGGCCCACGCCAUACCUGGCUAACCAGCUGCUCUCCAACGCGGUGGUGUUCUUGUGCGGCAGUGUAGUGGGAGCCUUCCACAAGGUUCUCAUGGAGAAAACCCUGAGGCAGACCUUUCAGGACACGCUUCGAUGCCUCAGCAUGCGCAUGAAGCUGGAGAUAGAGAAGAGACAACAGGAGAACCUGCUGCAGUCUGUGCUGCCAGUUUACAUUUCCAUGAAGAUGAAGUUGGCCAUCAUGGAGCGCCUGCAGGACUGCAAAGACAAGGAGGAGCAACAACGGCUAGUCAAGGAUAACAACUUCCACAGCCUCUAUGUCAAACGCCACGAAAACGUCAGUAUUCUCUACGCCGACAUCGUUGGCUUCACUCGAUUGGCGAGCGACUGUUCCCCCAAGGAGCUUGUCGUCAUGCUCAACGAGCUGUUCGGAAAGUUUGACCAAAUUGCCAAGGAAAAUGAGUGCAUGAGGAUCAAGAUUCUGGGCGACUGCUAUUACUGUGUUUCGGGCCUUCCGGUCUCUUUGCCGAAACAUGCUAAGAAUUGUGUUAAAAUGGGGCUGGACAUGUGUGAAGCCAUCAAGCAGGUACGAGAGGCCACCGGCGUGGACAUUAGCAUGAGAGUGGGCGUGCAUUCAGGCAACGUGCUGUGCGGCGUGAUCGGCCUGCGCAAAUGGCAGUUUGACGUGUGGUCACAUGACGUGACGCUAGCCAAUCACAUGGAGUCGGGAGGACUCCCGGGACGUGUGCACAUCACCGAAGCCACUCUGAAGCACUUGAACAAGGCCUACGAGGUGGAGGAGGGCGACGGGCAACUCCGCGAUCAAUACCUCAAGGAGCUCAAUGUCAGAACCUACCUCGUUAUUGACCCUCGGUCCAAAGAUCCGACGCACAGCGGCCGGAGUGUCCCCAAGCCUCGGGUGAAUGACGGUCUGAAAAUGCGAGCGUCCGUACGCAUGACCCGCUACCUGGAAUCCUGGGGGGCCGUCAAGCCCUUUGCCCACCUGCAAAGUCGAGAUGGCUUUGCGACGGACCCCCUAGGCAACGGAAAGGCACUCUGCAAGGAUAUCCCCCUGCGAACAACAACUAGCUCCAAGAUCACUGAGAGCCUUGAUGAGUCACUAGAAGAGCGGUUUUCCUUGUCCACGCCCUCGUUCAGCACCUAUAAGAACAAGUCACAGAAGAGUCGCUUUGAUGAGGAGCUUCACAAUGAAAUGACCACCACCAUAGAUGAACUGGGUAGCAAGCAAUGGUACAAGUCUGAGGAGAGUGGCAGUUUAGCCAUUUGGUUCCCGAAAAAAGACCUGGAAAAACAGUACCGUGCCCUGGAUUUGCCCAUGUUCAAGCACUACGUGGGCUGCGCCGCCGUCAUCUUCCUGUGCAUCUUUUCCAUCCAGAUGUUAGUCACCAGGGAGCGGCGGAUCCUCGGAGUCACGUUUGCUGCAUUGGCGUGCGUCCUGAUGCUGACUUUGGCCAUCUGUUUUGCAUCUCACAUACAGCAUAUGUUUCCGGAGAAGCUGUCGGGCUGCCAGUGGCUGGCAUCGGUGUCUGAAGCAGUUGUGAAGAAGCCAUGCGUGCGCCUCCCCUUGGCCGCCCUCACCAUCGCUGUCAUCAUUCUCUUGGCCGUCUUCAACCUGUGCUUCAUCCAAGUCCAUUGUCCAGAAUGUUGCAGUGGUGACGUCGCUCAUGUAAAUGAUUCCCAGCAACUGGAAAUACAGGGAGGACUCUUCUAUCUGCCUUACUCUGUGUACUGCUGCAUCCUGUCGCUGAUGGCUUGCGGCGUCUUCCUGCGGGUCAGCUUGGAGCUCAAAGUGCUCUUCGUCACCCUGGCGUCCAGCGCGUACUACAUCAUCAUCCUCAGCACCAACAGUCGGCUCUUUGUGGGCUACGCCAACGUCCUCCACGCUCAGAUUACCGGAGCGGUCAACUGCAGCAGCCUCACGGAUGAGUCAUUGGUGAGACUGGUGGGCCUGGUCAAGCACCCCCAAGUGAUGAGCUGCAUCUACAUCACCUUGUUCCUGGUCACCAUGCUCAUCAUCUCACAGCAGAAUGAGUCCUGCUUCCGCCAGGAUUUUCUACUUAAGUACAAGAACCACACAGAGCAGGAUGAGAUCGAGACCCGGGAGAACCUCAACCGGCUGCUGUUGGAGAAUGUGCUGCCUGCCCAUGUGGCCUCGCUUUUUGUGGGCGAGAACAAGAAAAAUGAGGAUCUCUACUACAAGUCAUACGGCUGCGUGUGCGUGAUGUUUGCCUCGGUGCCCGACUUCAAGGAGUUCUACACCGAGUGCGACAUCAACAAGGAGGGCCUAGAGUGCCUGCGGCUCCUCAAUGAGAUCAUCGCAGACUUUGACGAGCUUCUGUCAAAGCCCAAGUUCAGCGGAGUGGAGAAGAUCAAAACCAUCGGCAGCACGUACAUGGCAGCGGCCGGACUCAGCGGGACGCUCGGGCAAGAAAACAAUCAGGACAAGGAGCGUCAGCAGGCGCAAAUCGGCAUCAUGGUGGAGUUUGCCGUUGCGCUCGUCGGCAAGUUGGACGGCAUCAACCGUCAUUCCUUCAACAGCUUUCGGCUGCGUGUAGGUAUUAACCACGGUCCCGUCAUCGCCGGUGUGAUCGGCGCUAGGAAGCCUCAGUACGACAUCUGGGGUAACACUGUCAACGUGGCUAGCAGAAUGGAGAGUACCGGAGAGCUGGGAAAAAUACAAGUGACGGAGGAAACGUCAGACGUGUUGCACAAGUUGGGCUACUCGUGCGAUUGCCGUGGCUUGAUCAACGUGAAAGGCAAAGGGGAGCUCAAAACCUUUUUCGUAUGCACGGACACGAGCAAGCAGCAAGGCUUGGGCCUCAGCUGA
Messenger RNA from Nerophis lumbriciformis (worm pipefish), 3345 nucleotides. Lineage: Eukaryota; Metazoa; Chordata; Actinopteri; Syngnathiformes; Syngnathidae. The record is from RefSeq and is a predicted model, not a curated record.